CAACGCUGGUUUUGGCGGAUAAAUACUGACUGACAACACUGGUUCUAUUGUCAUUUUUAAUUUUUGCUGCGUUGCCUUGAUAAUUUUGCGUGAAAAAGUUUGCAAUUUUUUAUUAAAAAACUAAACAAAGACCUGUAAAACUGCAGCAAUGGAAGUUGAUGAAGAAGAGUUCGAGAUGCCCUCAUCCAGCAGCAAAGGCGAAAAGAAGCGUUUUGAAGUAAAAAAGUGGAAUGCUGUAGCUCUCUGGGCCUGGGAUAUUGUGGUCGACAAUUGCGCUAUUUGCCGUAAUCAUAUUAUGGAUUUGUGUAUUGAGUGUCAAGCUAAUCAAGCUUCAGCCACCAGUGAGGAAUGUACAGUUGCUUGGGGCGUUUGUAAUCAUGCCUUUCAUUUCCAUUGUAUAUCACGUUGGCUAAAGACCCGUCAAGUUUGUCCCUUGGACAAUAGAGAGUGGGAUUUCCAAAAAUAUGGUCAUUAGUUUAUGAUUCAUUUGCGCUUUAGUCUUACUAAAGUUCAUCAUAUUUUAGGUUACUAUUCAUUUUUUCAAUUAAUUUCGUUCUAUUUUUUUUAAUACCACAAAAAUAUAUAAUUUAUAUGAACAAAAACAAAAAACAACAACUUUGUAAGAAAAUGCUUAAUGUAAUUUCGAAUUAAAAUUAUAAUUUACACAAUGCUUUUGAAAGUAGGCAUUUAAAUAA
This is a messenger RNA of Calliphora vicina (urban bluebottle blowfly), 695 nucleotides long. RefSeq names its product Regulator of cullins 1a (gene Roc1a). The transcript is spliced from 4 exons. Gene Ontology annotation, cellular component: nucleus; cullin-RING ubiquitin ligase complex. Gene Ontology annotation, biological process: protein ubiquitination; ubiquitin-dependent protein catabolic process. NCBI's taxonomy places the organism in Eukaryota, Metazoa, Arthropoda, Insecta, Diptera, Calliphoridae. Gene Ontology annotation, molecular function: ubiquitin protein ligase activity; zinc ion binding; cullin family protein binding. Bases 149 to 475 code for a protein of 108 amino acids. The record is from RefSeq and is a predicted model, not a curated record.